AUGGCGGGAACAUGCUCCAUGCUCUGCUUGAUUCUGAUUACCUUGUUCAUACCUCCUCUCGGUGUGUUUAUGAUCUCGGGUUGCAGUGUUGAUCUGCUUAUCAAUAUACUCUUGACGAUUCUCGGGUACUUACCCGGUCACAUCCACGCAUUCUACCUCGAAUACGUAUACUAUGCCAAUCGCAACGCAGGAACAGGCGAAGCACCACGUCGUGCGCCGGGAGUCUAUUCCGAGCGGAUUCAGCGCGGGGGAAAUCAUCACACGACGUAUGGCACGAUCCCUUGA
Aspergillus tubingensis is the source of this 285-nucleotide messenger RNA. Its product is annotated as YqaE/Pmp3 family membrane protein. The transcript is spliced from 3 exons. Lineage: Eukaryota; Fungi; Ascomycota; Eurotiomycetes; Eurotiales; Aspergillaceae. The record is from RefSeq and is a predicted model, not a curated record. Gene Ontology annotation, cellular component: membrane. The coding region runs from base 1 to 285 and encodes 94 amino acids.